This is a messenger RNA of Myotis daubentonii (Daubenton's bat), 841 nucleotides long. Its product is annotated as C-C motif chemokine 15-like. Gene Ontology annotation, biological process: positive regulation of GTPase activity; chemokine-mediated signaling pathway; positive regulation of cell migration. The record is from RefSeq and is a predicted model, not a curated record. NCBI's taxonomy places the organism in Eukaryota, Metazoa, Chordata, Mammalia, Chiroptera, Vespertilionidae. Gene Ontology annotation, molecular function: chemokine activity; CCR chemokine receptor binding. Gene Ontology annotation, cellular component: extracellular region.
GAGCUGGGUCCAGGUAAUCAGGGAGCAAAGAGCACAGGAUCCUCAGGCCAGCACUGUCUGCACAGGAGAGAUGAAGGUCUCUGCAGCUGCUCUCUCCUUCCUCAUCCUUGCCUCUACCCUCAGAUACUCUGCUCAUGGAUCCCUGGCCCAUGAAUCCUGGGAUGAUGAACCAAGCAUGGUGAUGCAUCAGUUGGAUCCCAGAGGGCCCUCACCCGGCGUUCACCGUCCUCCUGACUGCUGCCCGUUCUAUACACCACGAAAAAUCCGAUGCAGAUUCAUGGGAAGUUACUUUGUAAUGACCAGUGGGUGCUCCCAGCCUGCUGUCAUCUUCAAAACCAAAAGGGGGCAGCGUAUCUGUGCCAACCCCAAUAAAGCGGAAGUUCAGGAUUGUGUAACGAAACUGAAGCAAGAUCUGGCUUUGGAGGAACGUGAGCAGGAUUCAUUUGAGCUACUGAGCAAAUUGUUGACUGAUAAGAAGGGAUACUAGGUCCCAGCCACCCAUCUCCAUUCUCUCUUUCCUCACCUCCUGGAAGCUUCUUGGACUGAAUUAUUUUUUCAAAAGCAAGAAUUACUGUUCUAUUCUGGUUAUAAAAGCUGUGUAUUAAUAAAAUGUGUUCAGCCCUAGCUGGUUUGGCUCAGUGGAUAGAGCAUCGGCCUGUGGACUGAAGGGUUCAGGGUUUGAUUCCGGUCAAGGGCACAUGCCCGGGUUGUGGGCUUGAUCACCAGUGUGAGGUGUGCAGGAGGCAGCCAAUCAAUGAUUCUUUCUCAUCAUUAAUGUUUCUAAAUCUCUCUCCCUCUCCCUUACACUCUGAAAUCAUAAAAAUAUAUUAAAAUAAAUAUA